GAUAACUCCAUUCCUGUUAUUCAGGAAAGUUUAUUUUGGUAAUGAUUUGUACAUUCAUCAAAAGCUAAUUACAGAAAACAGGGUAAGAGUACCAGUUAUUCCAUUAGUAAGUCGUUCUUGGGCCAGCGAACAGGUGACUGCAUGUGGCAAUGGAUGCACUAAAACAAGGAUGGUUCAGUGAAAUCAAUGAACUCUGGCCGGGGAUUUCCCUUUCUUUGGAAGUCAAACAAGUCCUCCAUCGAGAAAGAUCGAAGUAUCAGGAUGUUUUGGUCGUAGAAACGAAAUCACAUGGUCGGGCUCUUAUUUUGGAUGGAAUUAUCCAGUGUGUCGAGAGUGAUGAAUUCUCGUAUCAAGAGAUGAUAGCAUAUUUGCCCCUUUGUAGUCAUCCCAGCCCAAAAAAGGUUUUAAUAGUUGGUGGAGGAGAUGGUGGAGUCGCACGUGAAGUUGCAAAACAUCCAGGAGUCGAAAGCAUCAUCCAAGUAGAAAUUGAUGACGUGGUUAUUGCAGUAUCAAAAAAAUAUUUGCCUUUCAUGGGAAGGGGACUCGAACAUCCAAAACUUACUUUAAAUGUCGGCGACGGUUUCGAAUUUAUGAAGCAGCAUAAGGGCGAGUUCGAUAUCAUUAUUACCGACAGUUGUGAUCCUGUUGGUCCAGCCGAAUCACUUUUUCAAUCUUCCUAUUUUGCUCUUAUGAAAUCUGCCUUAAAACCUGGUGGGUUAAUUUGUAGUCAAGCAGGAACUGCAUGGGCUAAUUUAAAUUUUGUACAACAAACCCUGCAAUAUUGCAGAACAGUGUUUCCGAUUUGUUCCUACGGAAUUGCUUCUGUACCAACUUACCCCACAGGACAAAUUGGAUUUGUUCUCGGUAGUCUUAAUCAACAAACAAACUUUAAAAACCCAGAAAGGAUAUUCACGGAUCAAGAAUUGGAGUUGAUGGAAAUGCGAUAUUACAGUGAUGCUGUUCAUCGAGCUGCCUUCGAAUUACCCAGAUUUAUCGAAAAAUCUUUAAGGCCGGAAUCUAUCGCAAAUCCACCUUCAACAAGUGCUCAGAGUAAAUAAAGUGACCAUUUUAUGUAAAAAAUUUUAACUCCUAUGAAUUCUAUACUUUUGUAAUAUAUUUAUACACUUGAAAUAAAAUAUUUAAACAAUA
This is a messenger RNA of Belonocnema kinseyi, 1149 nucleotides long. It is a transcript of the gene SpdS, whose product is annotated as spermidine synthase. The transcript is spliced from 6 exons. Gene Ontology annotation, cellular component: cytosol. NCBI's taxonomy places the organism in Eukaryota, Metazoa, Arthropoda, Insecta, Hymenoptera, Cynipidae. The record is from RefSeq and is a predicted model, not a curated record. The coding region runs from base 150 to 1058 and encodes 302 amino acids. Gene Ontology annotation, biological process: spermidine biosynthetic process. Gene Ontology annotation, molecular function: spermidine synthase activity.